This is a messenger RNA of Volvox carteri f. nagariensis, 2610 nucleotides long. RefSeq lists its product as uncharacterized. The record is from RefSeq and is a predicted model, not a curated record. The transcript has 6 exons. Bases 1 to 2610 code for a protein of 869 amino acids. NCBI's taxonomy places the organism in Eukaryota, Viridiplantae, Chlorophyta, Chlorophyceae, Chlamydomonadales, Volvocaceae.
AUGACGGUUCUAGCUGAUGAUGAUGGGCGUGGCUGCAAGGCGUCUGCAGAUGCCAGCAAUGCAGUACACGAAGACUCCGAUCAGGCUGAGGCGCCCACUAACGCAGCGCCCACUGUUACACGCGUGCCACUUCACGGCCCCGUGGACACCUACGAUGUCAUGUGUGCGAAAGUGAUUUUUGCGCUCUGCGGCAGCGUCUUUCCACAUCCUCUUUUACUUGCUCAACAGUUACUUGGCAUCGAAGAUCAAGAUUUUCCAGAGUUCCAGCUGAGCGUCGCGGAGGCGGGCAACAACUGCGUAGAUAUUGUUGCAGCCUACCUUACAAACCUCCGUGUCAUGCAACAGGAAGAGGAUCCCAACCCCCCCGUCUCCCUCGCAAUGAUCCAGCCACGCCACGCUGCGACGGUUGCUUCCGUCGCAGCUAAAGCUCGUGACCUGUUGUCUGAGCUUGCACUCGCGCGCGCCACUGUAAAGCCCCGCAAGGCUCCCAAGAACAAAGCCAUCGAGUCUGCGGCACGCGCAGCUGCGGCAGCCGCAGCCACGGCUGUCUCGUCCUCCAACCCAACCACCACAACAACCGCCACCAACUCCACAUCCCAAAUACCAAGCGCCGCUGGAUCUACAAACAGCUCUAUGUCUUCAAGCUCCACUUCAGAGACAAGCGCGACAAGCAGCGGCUGCAGCUCCAGUGUUAAUGCAGACGUCCUGGUUUCGGAGUCGCCAUCGGAUGCGGCCAUCAACGCCUAUUGCUGUGAAAUGGACGCUGAUUACGGCGGAUGCGAGACCCUGGCCGAAGACUCAUCUGGAAGCAACAGCAGCUGCUACAGUGGCGGCGGUUACGAAGUGGGCGGCGGUCAUCAGGACACGUCCAGGCUAGGUGACGCCGACGCACCUCGCACGGUACGGGAGGAGGAGGAGCGGUUGCUGUUCGCGCUGCAGGGCCCAGCGGCCGCGGAAACACUCAAAGUGGUUCGUGCGAAACCCGCAGUCACCAUCCUCGCAGUGCUCUUCUUCUUCUUCUUCUUCUUCUUCUUCUUCCUCUCGUUCCAGUGUCCAGCCGCAGUAUGUGUACCACAUCUUAGUAAUUAUCUCAACGCUGGGUUGAGAUCCCUGAUAUGGAGAUUGGAUUACGGCAAGGGCGGCGGCAAGACUACGGCGGCUGGUAUUUCGCUGGCGGCGCCGUCACAGGAUAGUCGCGCUGGGCCUUAUGGUGGCGGGCCUGCGGCUAACAGCCAACAAACAACCACCUCAACCACCAACAGUCCCGGCAACCACCAAUCUAACCACCACACGGCUAACAACAUUCAGAGCCCAGCCAUGUCCAACAAUAACAGCCAACCCUCUACCCCAACCAACAACGGCAACGCCGCGUCCGCGACUGCCGUACACUCGACCCACGCCGCUGUCGCGCCCGGUGCCUCCUCCGUCGGCUCCUCAAGCUGCGUUAGCGCGGCCGCCGCCGCCGCCACUGCAGCGAGCAGCAGCCCGCGGGCAUCUGCCCCGCCGCCUCCACCUCCCAUCCGUUCAGCCUCCACCGCGGCUCAGUUCGCCAUUGGGCAGGGCUCCAGCCCCACGGCCGCCGGUAGCGGCAACGGUAGCGGAAGCCAGGUAGCACCUCCGCAACGCCGCAGUCAGGAAAUCAGUAGUGGCAAUAGCCACGGUGGGGCUGCGGGACGUGGAGCUGGCAGCAGCCAUUCAGGCUCGGCGCUGCAUACGGCACUCUCCUGCCCCGUCAGUGGAUUGCAAGACGCGCUGGCCUCGACGGGGGCGGCGGCAGUAACGGUGCCGGCCUUGGGCUCCCCGCUGCCCGGCGCUGUCGCCGGCCAUCUAAACCAACAGCACCAGCAACAACAGCAGCAGCAACAGCAGCAGCUUGCCGUCGCGCAUCUGCUAGGUCUUCGUGCUUCGUACGGCAACAACACGUACGGAAAUUUGGUCGCGCUCCAGGGCGCCGCUCUCGUCAACGCGGCGGCAGCCGCGGUGGCCGCUGGCGGCUUAGCACCCUUUGCCGGCGCCGCCAGCCCCUCCGCCAGUGCCGCUGCUACUGGCCGCAUGGAUGCCUUGAACCCACUGAACUCUGUUGCCGCCACGACUGCGGCGCUCGAGCUGGCGGCGGCGCAGCAGGCGCUUAGUGCUGCCGCUGCCAACGGCAUGCACCAUUUGAACUCCCACAUGGGGUUUGGAGCAGCGGCCGCUGCGGCGGCGGCGGCGGCGGCGGCCGCCGGAUUUGGCGGUCAAGCCGCCGCCAUGCAAGCCGCCGGCCUCGCCUCGAGCCAGUUCCAGUUGGGAUCUCCGAGUCAGUUGAGUGGUUCCGGAGCCCCCGGUUUGGGUGGUUUAACUUCGGCCGCGGCGGCAGCGGCGUUGAUGCAGCAGCACCACCACAAUCACCAUCACCACCACCAACAGCCGCAUCAUCAGCAGCACAGCCAUCAGCAGCAACAGCACGCGGCCGCGGCGGCAGCGGCGGCGGCGCUGCUGCAAAGCGGCGGCUGUGGUGGGCUGUUCAUGGCGGCAGCGGCGGAUUCCAUGAAGGGCGCAGCGGGGGCGGCUGCUGCGGAUUGGGGUGACAUGUUUCUCCAAGCUCAGCUGGCAGCUACAGGAUCUCUGUAA